ACUCUGGGAGGGACACAGCAGCAACUGAGCUGUGCGAGGUUUUUUUUUUUUUUUUUUUUCUUUUUCUUUUCCCCUUUCUCCCCCCCCCUUUUCUUUUUCUUCUUUCUUUCUUUUUCUUUCUAUUUUUUUUCUUUUUUUUUUAAGGUGGGGAAAGAGACACACAGGAGACAGGAAGCUGAUCUGCAAGAUUUCCGAGUUGUGCUAAAAGGACUUUGAUUUUUUUUUUUUUUUCCCGUUACAAACGCUGGCAAUUGACAUCACUACGGACAGCCGGGUAGAGAACAAACUGCCUCAUCCCAAGUGGACCCCGGGCGAGAGCUGGGGAGGCUGUGUGGGGUUUUUUCCUACGAAUCCCCCGCCUCCCUUUUUUUUUUUGGUGUGUUUCUUUUUAAAAUUCUUGCUGUGUUGGAACUAGCGAGUGGUGGAAGACUCUCCGAAGCCUCAUCAGUCAUCGGGACUGUCAGGAAUAGUGGCUCCAGAGGAAGCUCGGCCUGGGGCACAUACCCUGUCAUCCAGUUCCCUGCCUCGGAGAUAGCGAUUCCAGCUACAUGGGCAAACGCCUGGACCAGCCACAAAUGUACCCCCAGUACACAUACUACUAUCCUCAUUAUCUCCAAACCAAGCAGUCCUAUGCACCAGCUCCCCACCCCAUGGCUCCUCCCAGCCCCAGCACAAACAGCAGCAGCAACCACAGCAGCAGCAACAGCAGCGGGGAACAGUUGAGUAAAACCAACCUGUACAUUCGAGGCCUCCCGCCAGGCACCACUGACCAGGACCUAAUCAAGCUGUGCCAACCGUAUGGAAAAAUCGUAUCCACAAAGGCAAUCCUUGACAAAAACACAAAUCAAUGCAAAGGGUAUGGUUUUGUAGAUUUUGACAGUCCGGCAGCUGCACAGAAAGCGGUAGCAUCUCUCAAAGCAAAUGGCGUUCAGGCACAGAUGGCCAAGCAACAAGAGCAAGACCCAACAAACCUAUACAUCUCAAAUCUCCCCAUUUCUAUGGAUGAACAGGAACUUGAGAAUAUGCUGAAACCCUUUGGACAUGUCAUUUCCACAAGAAUACUAAGAGAUGCUAAUGGAGUCAGCAGAGGCGUUGGCUUUGCCAGAAUGGAGUCUACUGAAAAAUGUGAAGUGGUAAUUCAGCAUUUUAAUGGAAAAUAUCUGAAAACACCACCAGGCAUCCCAGCCCCUAGUGAGCCUUUACUGUGCAAAUUCGCUGAUGGAGGACAAAAGAAGCGACAGAAUCAAAGUAAAUACACCCAGAACGGAAGGCCUUGGCCCAGGGAAGGAGAGGCUGGCAUGGCUCUGACCUAUGACCCUACAGCUGCCAUACAGAAUGGAUUUUAUUCUUCACCGUACAGUAUUGCAACCAACCGCAUGAUUCCACAGACACCCAUCACGCCAUUCAUUGCUGCUUCCCCUGUCUCCACUUACCAGGUCCAGAGUACUUCAUGGAUGCCUCAUCCGCCAUACGUUAUGCAACCAACAGGUGCUGUGAUUACGCCAACAAUGGACCAUCCUAUGUCAAUGCAGCCAGCAAACAUGAUGGGCCCCCUGACACAACAGAUGAAUCAUCUUUCGUUGGGCACAACAGGAACGAUUCAGUCCCAAGACAGGAUUAUGAUACUCCACCAGCUGUUGUGUCAGUAUAUGACUGCCGCCGCUCCUAUGCAAGGGACCUACAUUCCCCAGUACACGCCUGUGCCUCCAACAGCUGUUUCCAUUGAAGGUGUUGUUGCUGAUACCUCUCCCCAGACAGUGGCACCUUCAUCCCAGGACACAAGUGGUCAGCAGCAGCAGAUAGCAGUGGACACAUCCAAUGAGCAUGCAUCUGCAUAUUCUUACCAACAGUCUAAACCAUAAAUAAGACCGAAGAAUGUCCGUCUGAAACUCUGCCUUGAAUGAAGAAACUUCAUUGAACAAGAAGUUGGCUUCCAGUUUUGCACAGGCAUCGAUGGAAUGCUUUUUUUUUUUUUCUUUUUAAUUUUCUACUUUACCCAAUGAAAACAACGUGUUUCUAUGUGCUGUGCAAGUGGUUCCUUCAUGUGGUCCAACAGUUUAUUUUUGCCAUCAUUUUUUUUAAUUAAAAAAAAAAAUCCCAUAUGAGGAAAACAACAACAACAAACAAAGCAAAACAUGGAAGGUUGACAUUUAUCUGGAAGAACAUUUGAAUUCAGAAUUUAUCUGAAGGUGUAGAUAGAUUUAUUUUUUUUCAACAGAAAAUCUGAUGUCAAGAGGUGGGCAAGCAGAAACGGAAACAAAUUGUCUUCCUCAGUAAUUAAGCUACUCUUUCUUUUUCCCUUCUUGUUUAAAUCUAGUGGGGUUUUUUUUAAUUUUAUUUUUUCUUAGAAAUAUUUAGGUAAGGUUUAUCUUGAAUCUUAACUGCCUUAAUUUUAAGGACGUCAAAGGCUCUCGAGGCAAGCUGUCAACGUCUUGUUAAAAAAAAUCAAGAAAGAAUUGAAAUAUUGUGCCAGCUUUCACUGGUACAGAAGUUUAAGACUAUGAGUUUUUAGGGUGAAAAAAAACUGUACAGUUUAAAGAAAAUGUUUUUCUUCAUUUGAAGAAAAUUUGUUGAUAAAAGAAACCAUGGCAACUGCAAGAAUUGGGAAAAUGCUGGGACUUUUCAUGAACUUUGUCUUAAGUGUUGAAUCAUUCUAGAAGGCUAAAACAUUUUACGGUAAAGUUAGUAACAAUUGGUUUAAAAACAACUGCAUUAGAAAUAAUGCGUGUUUGGGGGGCAGAAUGCAGAUUUUUUUUAUUUCUGAAGCGUGAUCACUAGCAAAAGCAUUAGUGCUUUUUAUCUGCAGUCUUUUUUAUGAGCUUUACAAACUUUUUAGUCAGCUUUGCUUGUCACAUUGCAAAACCUAGCUUAAAAGCAUUUAAAAAAAGAAAAAAAACUUAAGUAGAUAGGAGCUUAUGGUCAAAAAGUGCAAAAAAAAAACAAAAACAAAAACCACAAAAAAAAAGCAAUAGAUAGAGAAAUUGUUGACAAUUUCUGUAGUCUUUCCUAGUUGUGAUCAAAUUCAGCCUAUGGAUGGCCUAUUUUAUACCAAAGAUGAAGUGGCACCCUAUUGCAGUCCAGAAGAUAGAGGUUGUUUUUCUUUUCUUCUCUUUUCUUUUUUAAAAUUUUAUUUGACCUACAUGGCCGGACCAGUUCUUACUUUGUUGUUUGUUUAAACUACCUUCCACUGGUGUAUGACAUACUGCAAAAAAAAAAAAAAAGUGUUUUUCUUUUAAAUGUAUUUUUGUUGAUACUAGAAGCUAGUUCCUGCAUGGACAGCAGUUUCAGCACCAAGAGUUCUGGAUUUCAAGCAAUAGAGCCAAAUGGCUUUAAAUUCCAUGUGCUUUUCUGGUUCCUUCCUAGCUCUCUGGCGUGGUGAAGCCUGUAUUGAUGGCCACCAAUGAACUAAGACACUUGUUUAACAGGUUGAAAUUUCUUUAUAUGAAUUUUGAACUCAAGAUACUUCCUGAACUGGUCUGAAAGAUCACUUGUCCAAAACUCUCCGUGAUGCUCUGGUGAGUGGUGAGUGGUCUCCUGAAUGGUCUCAUUGUACUUAUAACAACAGUCUUCCUUCUAAUUUCCUGCACUUCUAGACUUUGUCUUCUUGCCUCAGUCUUUGUCCUCAUCUACUGUGAAUAACCACCUUGACUCUGCAAUUGGGGAGGGAAUAUCUUUUUUUUCCCCUCUUUUCAUCGUAUUUUCAUAUCCUGGUAUUGUCAGAAGAAAGACAAAAUAGACUUUUUAAUUUCAGUUUAACUCUCUGAGGCAAAUAGGACCAAUAAGAUUAAGGAUUCUAUUAGUGGAAUUUAAGUAAGUUUUUAAUGCUAGUUGACAAUCAAGAAAUUGUAUGAUUUAUAUGAAUAAGAACCCAAAUAAUUAGGUUUGAUCAAUUAUUAAAGCCAAAGGAGAUAUAUUUGCAUUGAGAAUGAUGCAAAACUUUGUCUAAAAUGAAUUAAAUUGACUUACCAAACCUCUUUGCAUAUUUGAUUCAUGAAAUCCAAAUUUCAACCUGUACAGUUUUACCUAAAAUGAAGGACAGUGGAACUUCGUUGUUUGAAUCAUGCACUAGACUGGCUUUUUAAUGGAUCAUUGGAACCAAUAGGUGAAACUUCACAAAGUCACAGGAAGCUGUCUCAGUCCAGAAGGAAGAGGGUAAUGCAUAAAGUGCACUAUAAAAGAAAACAGGGUAGGCAUUUAAAAGCUGAAAAAUUAAAAGGUAAAGCAUAUUCCCAUUAGGUCAACAUGAGUAAUGAGUUUGACUCUAUUUAUGACCUAUUUAUGACCUAUAGGCAAAGGCCUAGUGUUGAAAUAAAUCCAAUUCUCUUAUUUGAAAAUCCCCAUGAAUUGAAAGCUCAUAUCUAGAGAGUGAGUCCAUAUCUUUGUGGUCCAAUUAGAGGCAAAAAUAUAGCCAAGACAAUGUAGCAUGUGCUACAAAAAAAAUUGUAACUGUUCACAGCCAUACUUAUGGUUUUCCAUGCGUUAGAGAGAAUCCUAAAUUUAUACUUUCUUCUGUUCCAUUCUUCAGCUUCUUAUGUAUUUUAAGGGUGGCACUUUAGUUUUCUCUUUGAGAAAUGGGCCCUCAAGUUAACAGGGGGAUGAGCAAACCUGUAUAGGAACUGUGCUUUUUAUUUCUCUUUUUCAGUCUCUGAACACUUUGUAUAAAUAAGGAUUAUCCUGGGCAUAAUUCAUUUGAAUAUGAAAUCAACAUGCUUUCUUUUUCUUCUGUAAAAAACAAAACUUAAUGUGAUACAAAGAUAGUCUCAUUGACACAAUCAACAAUGAGGCUAAGAGGUAGCUACCAUGUGGCUGAUGAAUGUGCCUAGGUAACUUCCUAUUUCUAUUCAAAAACUACUGCUUUAUUUAUACAUUCAGCAACAUUUUUUUUCAACUAUAAAAUUUCAAUAAUCUCAAUUUUUAAGCCACUUCAGGCAAAAGGAAAUGACUUCUCAUUUUAUGUUUCCAUGUGUGCUUUUGUUUGAAUUUUUUAUAUAUGCCAUUCUAUAAAAUAUUUUAUUUUAAACCAAAAAAAAAAAAAAAAGGAAAAAGUAGCACAUGUUCAAAUUUGCACGUCAUCUCACCUAAAAAUUGUUUUUAAUAAUCAAGUCUGGGAAAAAAAUAAAAGCAUCAACAGGUAAGCAGCAUUACAUUGUAUGAAAAGUAAAACCAAAACAUGUGUUCAAUACAUACAGACAUCAGAGUCCUAAUUUAAUCAACAAUAUAGAUUAUGGUGAUUUUAACCCAGUUUAGGACUACAGUCAUUUUUAAAAGUAUUCUGUUUCACAGUGCUUCAAGCUUUUGUUCAGAUGUUUCCAUUUUUCCUUUCAAAUGUAAUUGCCAAGACUUAGCCUAAACAUCAGGGAACAAACUAGAACCACAAUCCAAAUGGGAUAAACAUUAUCUCCUCCAGACUCUAGUUCCAUGGUCGGUGAAGGAGUGGGUAUUCUUUUAAUGACGAGGAGGUAUUGUCAGGAAGUAAGUGUGCAUAGUGACUGGGAGCUCCUUAGAGCAUGGCCACAUCUUCUGAGGAUAUCACGGACCCCAGGUGAGCUAAAGGUAAUACUUGCAAGAUGAGCGGCUGUUUGUCCUUCAACAUGUGCAUGCCUUGAAUGUUGCAAGUCACAUGCUAUUCUGAAAAAAAAAUCUACCCAGUUCUAGUUUGGUCAGGGUUAGUUUGUUUGCUUGGUAGAUUUCAAUCAUUCAGAUGUUGUCACCAUGCUUUACUUGAAUCAAUUUUCCUGUGACCUUAACAGAUCUGCCACCUCCACCCCUCCUAAUGAAAAACUACAUGGUGCUAAAAGCAUCUGUAUCAGAGAUGGAAACCCUGGGGUGGGAGAAGGCUGCAUGGAGCAGGAGGUUUGCUGUACCUACAGAAUCCAUCAACCCCCUGCAAAACUGUUUUAUUAUCAUUUUCUAUCCAUGUAUGAGAAAAUAAAAGUACUUAGUUUUUGUAACUUUAUUUGAAUAAUUGGGGUGAUAUAUAUAUAUAACCUGUGAGUCUAUCACAGUGGCCUAUACUUCCCAUUAAUGAAAAUUGACAUGUGAUUAGGACCUUUGCAGUCUUCUUUAUGCUUGAGAAAAAGUUUCAGUGGACUGUCUAGACAGAUGAUAAUCUUAGUAGGAAAUUGGAAAUACAUUUGACAAUUCAGUCUCAUUCUUAAUUUGCGUGCAGGAACCACUGCAAGGAGAGCUGAUAAGCAGAAAGAAAUUUUUAAGUGGGUUUCAGUGAUAAAUGUUUUUAUAUGAUGUAAAAUCAAAUGAAAGAAUAAUAUUUAUGUAGCUAUAUAACAACAUUCAGCACAUUGGAAGAGUUACACUUCAUAAUCAAGUUUAAACCGGUCAUAGAGCCUUGAUCUAUAUUAGCUUAUCCACAGUAGGGAGUAAGGGUGAGAUUUUGUUUUUCACGUUAUUGUGACUGGCAUGUUUCAAAAUUCUGAGCUUGCUGGGACUGACAGCCCCUCAUUCUAAUUUGAGGGACUAAUGGGGAUUGAAACAGGAUCAUUGAUUCUGUACAUGGUACCCUUUCUGUGACAGAGUAAUAAUGGGAUUUCAUUAAUGAAUCAAGUUGUUUUGCAAAUGACACCUACUGUGGCACUGGAAAACAGCUGAGUCUAACUCAAACUGAACAUUUCUUACCAAAUAGUCUGAAUUAUGAAAUCGGUCCCUUAAUCCAAGUGCUCUUGGUCAUGGCUAUCCUCUGUGAAUUACAUAGAGUUCAGGGAAAAAGCUAGGAACAAAAUCCCUGUGUGGCCAAAAUGAUCUAUUUUGAUGUAAGGCAAGGGAGUUCAGCCCAGAUUGGCGAUUUCUUUUGUCUCUGGUUUUAUAUUCCAAUUCAUAUGCUAACUGUCACAUGAAAAAGGAUAGAUGCCUUCUCCAUAUUUAUUUCUCUGUAUUUCUGGGAGGGAAAAUAAUGUUUUUAGAAAAGCACCUUUUAUGCAGAAGCUCUAAAGCUGAAGCAGGGGUAAGAUGGAUCUUGGAGUCUGCAGGAGGAACCACUAGGCCACUGGGUCAUGCUUUUCUUCCAUUGUAUUCCCUCCAGUUAGUGACUGCCCUGAAGCCCCAGUCUGCAGACAUACAAUCACUCCCAAUUUUUGAAGGGCUAAUCAUCUAUUCUGUGGACCUGUUUUAUCUUCUGUUUUCAACUAUUAGGUCUUGGGCUCUAUUUCCUUCUGUUAGCAUUUCACCCUGAGGAUGAAAAGGUCACAUUUGGAAAUAAAAUUCAAAUCUGUCUCUUUUGUUUCUUGUUAAGUAUUGUUUUAUUGAAGCAGUUUGAAAUCAUUGGUAAAAUUAAUGUCAGUGCAUUAUAUUCUGUGGGAUUUUAAUAUCCAUAAUGUCCCUUUCCCAUCCACCACAAACAAUUAAGAAUUGGCUGUUUUCUUGCAGAAUAUGAAGGAAAAAACUGUACCAAAAAAUUUGGCUUCCUUCAAAGGAAAGAUAUUUGGAUUUGUUCACUAUUGAAAUUUGAACCAAUAGAACAGGUCAACUCAAAGUUGAGUUAUGGGAAUAUAGCAACCACUCUUGGUUAAAUAUGCACUUUUAUCCCUAUCUUAAAUCUUGGACCAAAAAAAUUGCAUUGUUUGGUUACUUUUUGACUUUGCUUUACUGUAUUAGGGCUGAAUAACCUUGACAUUCUGGUGGAUUUUUUAAAAAUAAUUAUUUCAAAUUUAAACAGUAUUCAAAGUGUAACUUUAGUGUUAUGCUUUGUCUUUUAAACCCUCUGGUCUUACAUUAUUAAGAAAGAUGCUUUGUCCUCCUCUCUAAAAUAUGUUAUUUCCUCAUAUAUUAAAAAGGAGUUAUUUUCAAGAACUGUAAAAAUUAUUUCAAAGAGACACUUGAAAAAGUUUUCUCCAUUCUGGGAAUGAUUGCUUCCAUUUAUUUGAAAAGAAGAAUGUAAUUGGAAUAUUAAUUUAAAAAAUAUAUAUGUAAAAGUGUACUUGCUAUGAAAUACUCAGUUUCUAAAGAAGAAAAAAAAGGGACACAGCUUCUUUUAAACCCUAGUUUCAGGCCAUAUCUGACUUCACAGAACUUCUGAAAUAUCAUUCAAUUUUUAUUUUUAUUUAAGAGCAUUUUGUACUGCUGUCACUGACUGUCAUGGAAAAUUCUGUAAUUCUACAAUGUUUCUGGUUUUAUUUUUAAUUUCUUCAUCUGUACCACAGUCAAAUUAGCUACCACUUUCCCCAUUCCUUGGGCUUUCUGUAGAUCAGUGGAUGUUAGGUUUAAACUUCUGUUUUCUUUG
Messenger RNA from Hippopotamus amphibius kiboko, 8233 nucleotides. RefSeq names its product RNA binding motif single stranded interacting protein 3 (gene RBMS3). NCBI's taxonomy places the organism in Eukaryota, Metazoa, Chordata, Mammalia, Artiodactyla, Hippopotamidae. The coding region runs from base 549 to 1862 and encodes 437 amino acids. The record is from RefSeq and is a predicted model, not a curated record. The transcript has 15 exons. Gene Ontology annotation, cellular component: nucleus; cytosol; ribonucleoprotein complex. Gene Ontology annotation, molecular function: mRNA 3'-UTR binding; poly(U) RNA binding; poly(A) binding.